Messenger RNA from Pseudomassariella vexata, 1448 nucleotides. Its product is annotated as zinc-binding dehydrogenase. Lineage: Eukaryota; Fungi; Ascomycota; Sordariomycetes; Amphisphaeriales; Pseudomassariaceae. The transcript has a single exon. The record is from RefSeq and is a predicted model, not a curated record. Gene Ontology annotation, molecular function: oxidoreductase activity, acting on NAD(P)H. Bases 275 to 1321 code for a protein of 348 amino acids.
GCGUAUAUGAAGCGCAGCUUAUAAAUACCAGCAUAUGUAAGCGUAACAUGACCCCCCUCCACAAGUCAUUGAGGUCGGCCAAACUUUAGUUACACCCUCUAUUUCUAAUAUCAAACUUCCGGUCGUAGCCACUUAUAGCUGACCUGUUUCACCAUAUAUAAGGCGAUUCUCCUAUCCAAUUCAAUUUCAUCCUUCGCUUCCAAUUAAGCACCACAGUUUAUUCUCACGGGAACCGCAUCACAAACCCUUCACGGACACACACCACCGCGCCAAGAUGGCAAACAUGAAAGCCCUCAUCAGCGCCGAAGGCAAGACCGCCUCCGUAAAAUCCAUCCCCAUUCCCACGCCUGCCGAAGGCGAAAUCCUUGUCAAAGUGCACUAUGUCGCUCAGAACCCUGCCGACUGGAAAGUCAUGGCCCAAGUCCCCCCCGGCCGCAUCAUUGGCUGUGACUUCGCUGGCACUGUAUCCCAUCCCAACGGCUCUUCAUGGCGCGAGAACCAACGUGUCGCUGGGUUCGUCCAGGGCACCGCCGUGAACCCCACUCGUGGUGCUUUCGCCGAGUAUGUCGUCGUGGAAUCGAGUCUAGUCUAUGCCAUCCCCGACAAAUUGAGCUAUCAGGACGCCGCUGUGGUCCCGCUCGCUUUCGCCACGGCAAUCCAGGCUCUGUUCCAGCGCCUUAAGCUGCCCGAGCCGUCUAAGCCCGCGAAAUCGGCGUUUCCGGUGCUCGUCAACGGGGGUACUUCGUCUGUGGGGAAGUAUGCAGUCCAGCUAGCCAAGCAUGCGGGUUUGUUCGUCGUGGCUACGGGCUCAAAGCGCAACCAUGAACUGCUCGCGUCAUAUGGCGCGGAUGUGGUUGUGGACUAUAACGACACCGACUGGAUCGAGCAGAUCCGCAAGGCGACGCAUGACGGGCUUGAACACGCGUUUGACUGCAUCUCUGAGCUCGAGACCACCAAGGCCAUCGCAGGUGCCCUGUCAUCGAAGAAGGGGGGCCACAUCGUCACCAUCCUCCCGCGUAAAAGUGUCGAGCUCGACCCCGCACACAGCCAGGUUCGUGUGGAGUCUACCAUCGUGUACACCGUUUUUCAGCGGACAAUCCAGUACGGCGCGUUCGACAACUGUGGGAGUGAGACGCCGGAGGAUAAGGCGUUUUGGGAGAAGUAUUUGAGUUUGCUGCCGGAGUACUACUUGACGUCGGGAACUAUUAAGCCGAAUCGGGUGAAGGAGUUUGGCGGGAUAGAGGACAUUCUGAAGGGCUUUGAGUUGCAGAAGGAGGGCAAGGUUAGUGCGGAGAAACUGGUCUAUAAGAUUGCUUCUUGAGCUUUCUGCAGUAUCAGCGAAGAUAUAUAGCAAUUCUUUGGACAGCAUUCACAAGUGAUGAUGACAUUCUGAGCCGAGUAUAUGGAUAGAAAGAAAAUCCCACGCCACACUUGAAAUCUGCGCUUGC